AGGUGUAUUGGAGGCCCGGUGGAUUUGCCUACUCUGUUUCUCAGCAACUACUGAUCAAUAGCACGUUACAAUGCGGUGAAGCGCCUGGGAACCUAUACUCGUUUGAAGAAGCGGAGCCGCAUACGAUCAGUUCAGCAUGGAUAAGGAUGUGGCCAAUUCUGUCCCGCUUCUCAAACCGAAGACUGAAGACGACGUUGAUUUGGCUAACGUCGUCGAAAUGGGGCAUGCUGGUGACGGCACUGUCAUCAUAGGCCCCUCCGAUGUUCAUCUUGAUGACAUGGAAAAAACCUACAGUCACCAGCCAAAAGAGAUACAAGACUUCUUCGGGUUGGAAUGGGACAAGAACUGCUACUUUUCAGAUGGAAAGCGACAGAUCGACUAUGUGUUAGCCUACGAAGAAGGUGUCGGUGGUGGCGAUACUAGCGAUUCUCCAUCUUAUGCUGAAGAAAAUAUAGAUGAAGAUGAAGACGAAGACUUGGAUGUUGACAAAACACAACAGUCUACCUUUAAUAAGAUAGAGAAGAAACUGAAUAGGCGAUACUAUUUCGAAACGAACUUGCAGAAGAUGGGAUUAGAGAUUGAACGACGUAUGAUCUCACCUUUGCUGGGUCGUACUCGAUUUGUUCUUUUGCAUGCACCGUUUCCUGUUCUGGAAAAGCAAGCGCAAUUGCUCUGUGUGAAGCUUCCAGUUCAGCAAAGCGACGUUGAUUUCCAGGAUCGGACGGCACUUCCUGGCUUCCUUGAUAGUUUACUUUCUCGACUUGGUAUUUUUGAGUUUGAUGCGAAAACUAAAAAAAUCUUGGAGGAGCCAGAUUUCUUCACUGCACCUUAUUCCAGUGAUAGGCGGAAACAGUUUGUCAAUUGGGAUCGACCAGACAUCUUGUUUCCACAUUCGGAGCGAUCUCGAAUGGUGUAUGAUCUGCUCACUCGAGCUCAUUACGAUAAUCCAGAUCUUGCAUCGAGAAUGCGCAAUCACUACCGAUUUGGAAUCGAACGAUUGAUCGCUCAGGGUGUCUACACUGCGGCUUACCCUCUGCACCAGACGCUAAGAGAUGACGGCAGAGAGAUGAGCAAAGGGCAUGAAUGUUCUCAAAGGGAGCUGCUCUAUAAUCAUUGGGUCAGCUAUACAAAUGUACUGAAAUACCAACCUCUUGACUGCAUCAAGAGGUAUUUUGGUACGAAAGUCGCAUUUUACUUCGCAUGGCUCGGCUACUAUACUAGAUCUUUAUACUUGGCUGCAUUUGUCGGAAUCAUACCCGUAAUUUAUGGAUGGUGUACUAUGUCUGAGGAUAUAGUUAGCAAUGACAUCUGUGGUAAAGAUGGUGUGGGUGCCGUAACGCUCAUAUGCCCUCAAUGCGAGAAUUACUGCGAUUUUCAACCAUUGAACAAUAGCUGUGUUUAUGCGAAGGUCUCAUACCUUUUUGAUAAUGGAAGUACCGUAAUAUUUGCUGCAUUGAUGAGUGUGUGGGCGACAUUAUUUACCGAAGGAUGGAAAAGAUAUCAUGCAGAAGUUGCAUGGAAGUGGGGUUUGUUGGACUUCGUUGUCGAAGAGGAAACUGUACGGCCUGAGUUUCAAUACCGCGUGAAGACUAAACGGUAUAAUCCCGUUACUCAGCAAGAAGAACCAUACUUGUCCGGUAAAAAGAAAUGCGCCAACUUUUUCGCUGCCAUGGCUACCGUAUUGUUUUUUAUAAGCCUUGUAUUAGCUGUUGUCUUUGGUAUCGUCAUUUAUCGAGUGAUCUGCAUGCGACUAUUGGCCAGCAUGGACAAUCCAACAGUUGACUCAUACGCGUUUUUGAUUGUGUCUGCCAGUGCAGCUAUGAUCAAUCUUUGCGUCAUUGUGACGAUGAAUUAUUUCUACAACUCUCUGGCGCAUCGUUUGACUUGUUGGGAAUGUCCUAGAACUCAAGCCGAUUUUGACAAUAGCUACACUUUCAAAGUAUUUUCAUUCCAAUUUGCUAACUACUACUCUUCGCUCUUUUACAUUGCUUUCUUAAAAGGGACCCUUUCACAGCUACCUGGUACUAAAGAUAAUGACGGAAAUGUGAAGAUUGCUGGUUACAGACUUGAGGGUUGCGACCCCGCUGGAUGUUUUGUGGAACUGGUAAUUCAACUUGCAAUCAUUAUGUGUGGUAAGCAGUUCUUUUCGGCUGCAGUCGAAUUUGCAUACCCGAAUGUAAUGAGCCUUCUAAGAAAGUGGCAGCUGAUGGUACCGUAUGUUGAGACAAAAAGGCAGCGAAAAGAGAGGAUUAGAGAGGAGAGCAGCAGGAAGUUAGGUAAAGAAAUGGAAAGAUGGGAAGCUGAUUACUAUCUUAAUCCAACUUAUGACCAGUUUUUGUUUGAUGAGUAUCUGGAAAUGGUGCUCCAAUUUGGCUUCUGUACACUUUUUGUGGCUGCAUUUCCGCUGGCUCCUUUCUUCGCUGUUUUAAAUAAUAUAUUUGAGAUUAGGCUUGAUGCUUACAAAUUCUUAUGUAACAAUCAAAGACCAGUGCCAGCGCAGGGCAGAAAUAUUGGCAUAUGGUUGAAGAUCUUGAACAUUAUCAGCAAGUUUAGUGUCACAAUCAAUGCUCUUGUCAUAGCAUUCACCUCAGAUUUUGUACCGAAAACAAUGUACUAUUUUGCAAGAAGCUCAAUGAUGGGCUAUGUUGACUCUUCGCUGUCAUAUUUUGAUGCUUCUGAGUUCCAGAUGAAAUCUUCACAGUUCAGCAAUGUUAGUGUAUGUAGAUAUCGAGGGUGGCGUCGCACUCCGUGCUCGCUGAGAAAUGAAACUAUAACCGUUUACGGAAAAGAAAUUUGCGAUGACCACCUAGGAUUGUCUCUAGAAUGGUGGAAAGUGUUUGCUGCUCGGCUACUAUUUGUUGUAGUGUUUGAGCAUGUGGUUUUCAUCGUCAAAAUAAUAGUCGAAUGGCUCAUCCCUGAUCUUCCAACAAGAAUCUUUGUUCAACAACAGAGAGAAAAGUAUCUUGUUAGAAAAGCCCUGCUGAGUGAGCUGGCGUCGGGCAGAGAUGUGGCAAAUGGAGUAGUUUCGUCUGAUAGUAGAAAAGCUGCGGCAGAUGGUGACAGUGAGCAAACGGCACAUCAGCCUGGAUCUUUUAUGCACAAUGAUGAUGACGAAGAGGUCGAGGUACCCCGGCAUUCGUCGAUUACAUCUUUUUUCACUUGUCAACAAGGCAGUGAACCCGCAUUGAAUACGAGAAUGUAGUGUUUGAUCUGUGCAUUUUAUAGUAUGUAGGAAUUUUUGCUCAUUGCGAUCGUUAUUUUCUUAUUGUCUUUCAUUUUAUUUGAACCUUGAUUGCUGCUUGAGAGCUUGGGUGCCUAUUGAGAAACUUCAGCUGAUAUUGGUGCAUGCGAACAGCACAACCAUACUUUUUUUGUAGCAAGCAGUCGUUCUCCAUAUUUUCCGAAGUCAAAUUAGCAGUUUCGAUUUGCAGUAUCAUCUCAAAUCAAUGUCAAAAUCUGCAUCUGUUUGUCGAUCUACACAGAUGCCGUAAUUUAGCUCAGUUGUUGUUUACAUUGAAGUUUUAUGUCAUUUUCCUUCAUCUCGCUUGUUUUCCAAUGUUUGAUUUUGAAUCAUAAUGAAUCAUAUGUUGGUUCGUCCCUCAAGCUAUGUCUGGCAGCUUUUGCAAUCAAAUCCAGGUUCGAUAUCUCUAGCUUUCAUCCCUGAUUUUUACUAUGUGUUCUUAUGGUUGCUCCGAAUGAAAUGGGUUCUGCUUGCAGUACUUCUUUGACUCAUUGUUUGUGACUUUUUCGUGCCUAUCUGCUUUUUUGUCGAGGCUUCUGCUCCAUUUUUGAACUUCUCAUCGAUCUGAUUUUAUUACAUUUCGCC
Cylicocyclus nassatus is the source of this 3826-nucleotide messenger RNA. The record is from the annotation of a GenBank genome assembly. Lineage: Eukaryota; Metazoa; Nematoda; Chromadorea; Rhabditida; Strongylidae.